This is a messenger RNA of Sclerotinia borealis F-4128, 885 nucleotides long. The record is from the annotation of a GenBank genome assembly. NCBI's taxonomy places the organism in Eukaryota, Fungi, Ascomycota, Leotiomycetes, Helotiales, Sclerotiniaceae.
AUGCCUCGAGAAGUAGAACCUUCUAUCAAUGAGAAGCAGUUCUUUUCGAAGGCUCUCAAAGAAAACUUAAGAGUUGAUGGAAGAGGCUUCGAUCAAUUCCGAGCUCUAGAGUUAGAGUUUGGAGAUGAAUAUGGCGUUGCAGAUGUGAGGUUGGGAAAGACGAGAGUUCUCGUCAACAUCACAGCAGAAGUAACGAGUCCAUUCCCAGAUCGUCUCUUCGAUGGCAUCUUCACCAUUACAACGGAACUCUCACCUAUGGCGUCUCCUGCUUUCGAAACCAACCGACCUACUGAACAGGAAGUACUUCUCUCUCGCCUGCUCGAGAAAACCUUACGCCGUUCUGCAGCUCUUGAUACUGAAUCCCUUUGUCUCAUUGCUGGACAGAAAUGCUGGUCCGUCCGUGCAGAUGUUCACAUUCUAUCGCAUGACGGAAAUCUUAUAGAUGCAUCAUGUAUUGCCAUAAUAGCGGCAUUACAGCACUUCAGGAAACCAGAUACGAGCACAGAGGGCGAAACGGUGACUGUCUACACAUUAGCGGAGCGAGAACCUGUGCCUUUGAGCCUUUUGCAUUUCCCACUCUGCGUAACAUUUUCGUUCUAUGGAAAGGGUGAAGAGCAGGCUAGAUUGGUUGACACUACAUUGUUGGAAGAACAACUAAGAGAGGGUAGCUGUACAAUCAGUAUGAAUCGACAUGGAGAAGUUUGUCAAAUUGCCAAGCUUGGUGGUAUAGCAGUCGAUGCUUUGGAGUUGUUACAAUGUACGAAUAUCACGCUGGAGAAGGUCAAGGAUAUAUCUGCAUAUAUCACAAAGAGGUUGCAAGAAGACUUGAAGAAAAGAGACAAGGGAGGACUCAUGGCUGAGCUUAGAGCAGAUAAUUCCAGAUGA